This is a messenger RNA of Penicillium cataractarum, 1125 nucleotides long. RefSeq names its product zinc-binding alcohol dehydrogenase family protein. Lineage: Eukaryota; Fungi; Ascomycota; Eurotiomycetes; Eurotiales; Aspergillaceae. The transcript has a single exon. Bases 1 to 1125 code for a protein of 374 amino acids. Gene Ontology annotation, molecular function: oxidoreductase activity, acting on NAD(P)H. The record is from RefSeq and is a predicted model, not a curated record.
AUGUCAGUUCCCAAGAACCAAGCUGCAUGGCUCGUCAAAGCGGGUUCUCCUCUAGAGUUGGGAGAUGCAACGAUGCCUACAGCUGGCUCAGGCGAACUAGUCAUUAAGAAUGCUGCCAUCGCCAUAAACCCUCUCGAUUUCCAUAUGCAAGACUCCGGUGUUUUUAUACAGCAAUGGCCUGCCAUUUUUGGCUGCGAUAUUGCCGGCGAGGUGUAUGAAGCAGCAAAAGACGUGACAAGGUUCAAGCCAGGAGACCGUGUUAUUGGGUAUGUUGCUCAAGAAAUUGAUCUUUUAGAAUCGAAAUAUCCCAAGCUGAUUUUACCUCUGUUCAACAGGCAUGCCAUCAGCUUGACUAGUGGUCGCCCUCAGGAUGGAGCUUUUGCUCUGUAUACUGUAAUUCCUGCAGAUAAAGCGGCCGUCCUCCCCAAUGAAAUCUCCUUCACGGACGGUGUUGUCGUGCCUUUCGCACUAGAGGCGGCUGUUUGCGCACUCUCCCUCAAGAAGUCCGGCGUGGCCAUGCCCGGUGUUGCUACACCAGCUCUGGGACUUCCAUACCCUUCGAUACGUGAUGUACCAUCUGCAGGCAAGACCCUUGUCGUGUACGGUGGCUCAUCUUCUGUCGGCUCCAUGGCAAUCCAGAUUGCCACAGCUGCCGGUAUCCACGUCAUCGCUAUUUCUGGCGCGCACAAUUUUUACUUCUGCAAGCGAUGCGGAGCAGCUCGAGUCUUCGACCACAAGGAUACUUCACUUGCAGGGAAGGUUAUCGAGGCGAUUCGAGAGAGCGACAGUGAGUUCAUUGGCAUCUUCGACGCCAUAUCUACCCCCGAGACUUACGCCAACGAUAUCACAAUCCUUGAGCAGCUGGACGGGGGACACCUCGCUUGCGUGCACCCACCUCCCCCCGCUACAGAUCUCCCUGGAAACGUUAGAUCUGGCAUGAUAUUCGCUGUCAACGAUGUUGUGACGCCUGUUUGGAAAGAUUAUGUUACGCCUGCAUUACAAUCCGGGAAGCUCCAGUGCCUUCCACCCCCAUUCAUCGUCGGCAAAGGGUUGAAGCAUAUUCAAUCUGCAUUGGAAAAGUCCAAGGCGGGAGUCAGCGCUAUGAAGCUGGUAGUUGAGCUGUAG